This is a messenger RNA of Echinococcus granulosus, 1716 nucleotides long. Its product is annotated as Phosphoglucomutase-2. The transcript has 8 exons. Bases 1 to 1716 code for a protein of 571 amino acids. Gene Ontology annotation, molecular function: phosphopentomutase activity; magnesium ion binding. Gene Ontology annotation, biological process: purine ribonucleoside salvage; carbohydrate metabolic process. The record is from RefSeq and is a predicted model, not a curated record. Lineage: Eukaryota; Metazoa; Platyhelminthes; Cestoda; Cyclophyllidea; Taeniidae.
AUGGCUGCUUCGAGCCAUGACUUGGAUAAGCUUAGGAAAUUGUUGAUGGUUCGGAUGGAAUUUGGUACUGCGGGUCUUAGAUCAAGGAUGGGUCCUGGUUACUCUCAAAUGAAUGAUCUUACCAUCGUUCAAACUGCUCAGGGGUUGCUCAAGUAUCUUACCGACAAUCACAGCUAUCUGAAACCCAAAGGGAUCAUUGUUGGCUUCGACGGACGCCAUAACAGCAAGAAAUGGGCUAGUAUCACUGCUAACAUCUUCACUCGUGCUGGUUGGAAGGUCUACCUGUUCAGAGACUUUAAUUCUACCCCCUUACUGGCCUAUGGUGUCCGACACUUUAAAACUGCCUGUGGUGUUAUGGUUACUGCCUCUCACAAUCCUAAAGAUGACAACGGCUACAAGGUCUACUGGGAGAAUGGCGCACAGAUCCUUUCUCCACAUGAUAAAGGGAUCGCCAGUGCUAUUCUUCAGAGCCUCGAACCACAAGAGACCUCUUGGCAGUAUGAAGAUGUGACGAAAAACCCUCUUUGCCUGGAUCCAAUGCCUGAGUUAGAGGAUACAUAUAUGAAGGUUCAGAAAGAAACCAUUUGUUUUACCGAGGAAGAGAAUGGAAAAUCUGAUGUGAAAUUUGUCUACACCGCCAUGCACGGUGUUGGUGCCCCUGCAGCCCAAAGAAUCUUUCAUCAUUUUGGUUUUAAACAUCUCGUCCUGGUUGAGGAACAGAUUAAACCUGAUCCUGAGUUCCCCACCGUCAAAUUCCCCAAUCCAGAGGAGGGUAAGUCUGCUCUUGAACUCGCCAUCGCCACUGCUAACAGAGCCGGUGUUACUGUCAUCUGUGCCAAUGAUCCUGAUGCUGAUCGUAUGGCUGUGGCUGAGAAAUUGCCCAGCGGCAAUUGGAAAAUUCUCAGUGGAAACGAACUGGCCACUCUACUGGGAUGGUGGAUGUGGACAAAUUGGCGGAAACGCAAUCCUCACGCCGAUCUCUCCAAGGUCUACAUGAUUGCCAGUACGGUGUCAUCGAAGAUCCUUCGCGCUAUUGCACAAAAGGAGGGCUUCAAUUUUGAAGAAACCUUGACUGGAUUCAAAUGGAUUGCCAAUAAGGCCUACGAGAUUAUGCAAAAGGGAGGUGAGGUUAUCUUUGCUUUCGAAGAAGCCAUCGGGUUCAUGUGUGGAACCACUGUAUUGGACAAGGACGGCAUUGGAGCCUUCAGCGCGGUGUGUGAGAUGACCUCUCACCUCUACAACCAAAAUCUUUCACUAGUCAAACAAUUAGACCACAUUUUUGACAUCUACGGCAAGCAUGUAUCUAACAACAGCUACUACUUCUGCUACGAACCACCAAAGAUUGUUAAAAUGUUUGAGCGCCUGCGUCGCAUGCCCGGGGGUGGUCACUAUCCUUUCGCCUGUGGUCGUUUCAAGGUGACAGGUGUGCGUGAUCUAACCGUUGACUAUGACAGCUCAUAUCCCGAUAAGAAGGCUAGACUUCCAGUCAGUGCGUCGAGUCAAAUGAUAACCUUCACUUUUGACAACGGAGCGAUUGUGACAUUGCGUACCAGUGGAACCGAACCGAAAAUCAAGUAUUACUCGGAGCUCUGUGGAAAACCGGGUGAUAAACGAUCAAUGGCUGAGUUGGAGGCAGAGUUGGCUGAACUGAUUGGCUUGAUGGUGGAGGAGUUCUAUCAACCUAAAUUGAACGGAUUCACGGCGAGAUCGUACUAG